Molecule: messenger RNA, 2130 nt
Organism: Jaminaea rosea
Lineage: Eukaryota; Fungi; Basidiomycota; Exobasidiomycetes; Microstromatales
Product: alpha/beta-hydrolase
Exons: 2
Coding region: 1-2130 (709 amino acids)
Source: RefSeq, a predicted model, not a curated record
AUGCAUCGUCGUAUCAUCCUCGUCAUUGGACUCGCCGCAGGGCGUGCUCUGGCCUCCCCCACUGUCACGCUCCUCUACGUCAACUCCCUCGACUACCGCACCGAUGCGCAAUCUCAGAGUGCCCUGCUUUUGAGCAGCCCCGCCUCACAGGGCUUCACUGCAGUCGAAGCACAGUCAAGCUGUGCAGCUUAUCACGAGAACCUACUGACGGGCGACUCCCUUGGUCUGGACCUCCCCGCCCUUCUCAACUACACGGCCUCGCAGCACGAUGUGGCACAAAGCGAGGCCAUCUGGCUCGGCGAGUCCACCACCGUCGAGAUCAACGGUGGCAAGAUCCAAAAGAGUAGCGUCCACCCCUCAACCGCCGCGAAGCUCCGCCACGCACUGUGCACGCAAAACGACCCGUCGACGCGCGUAAACGCGAGCGUGCGCACCCCCACGAACACGGUCGUGGUACAAGGCAACCUCACCUCCUGGCGUGGUUAUCGCAACAAGAAGAGCUUUCGCUUUCUGGGCAUCCUCUACUCUAAUGACCCAAAACGCUUCGAGUACGCCACGGUGCGCGCGCCCGCCCUCGAAGCCAUUGAUGCCACGUACUACGGCAAGCCCUGUGCGCAAUACGGCGUGCCGGGCAACGAGUCGACGGAGGCGUGUAAUUUCCUCAAUCUGUACACGCCCUCGCUGCCCGGGAACUCCUCCUCCUCGCCGAAGUCGCGUCUACGGCCCAUCCUAGUCUUUAUUCACGGCGGCGCCUUCCUCUCCGGCUCGGCGGGCAGUAGUCGUGACGGUCUGGUCGACGGAGGGAAUCUUGCCUCGCGCGGGGACGUGGUUGUGAUCACACUGCAGUAUCGCCUCGGUUCGCUGGGAUGGCUGGCCAUACCGGGGGACGAGGGACUGGAGGGCGACGAGGCGCUCAAUGGUAACUACGGGUUCAGCGACGUCCUCGCUGCGCUGGAGUGGGUUCGCGACAAUGCGGCAUAUUUUGGCGGGGAUGCAAGCAAGGUCACCGUAUGGGGGCAGAGUGCCGGCGCAAGCAUCGUAUCAGCUCUUCUUCGCGCGCCCAAGGCCAAAGGGCUCUUUCGCUCUGCUAUCCUCUCCUCUCUUCCAGGCGGGUACAACCAGGCAACGCACUACAGCCAAUUCGUGCCAAUCUCGCGCAGCUACGAUCUCGCUGGGAGGGAGACGGUACGGGCCUCUGGCUGCCUGCGCAAGAAGGCCCAGGAGACAGUGCAAUGCCUGCGUCGCCUCCCCGCGUACAACCUCACGGACGCUGUACCGCGCAGUCUGCCGCACACGCUCUACCCGCGCUACAUAGUCGUCAACGACUUGGUCCCUUCUGCCACGCUGGACCAGGAGAGCGUCGUCUCCCCCGUGCCCCUGCUCCUUGGCGUAACAGCAGAGGACGGUGCCCCUUUCAUCCGGUACAACUUCUCCGGCUCUACACGCGAGACGGCCAUCCGUGCUGUGUUGGAUACGCGCAUCGCCCAAGAGGAGAACAUUGUCCUCGAAGGCUCAGGGGAAGGGGAUUCUGCGCAGAACUACACGGCGGACGUCUUAGCGCGCACCGAUCUUUUCCCGCUGGGCACCUCGCACCCUCCAAACGCGACGCUAAACGCCUUCAACCUGAGCGCGACGAUCAAUACGGACCUUCUGUUUCGCUGCUACGGGCAGAAGAUCGCGCAUUGGUCUAGCUGGCCGGGGAGUUGGUUCUACCAAUUCGAGCGCAGUUUCCAACGAGACUUUAAUGUGAAUCGACCCACCUGCGGGCCCGUGGGGGAUCCGGGUUCAAGUGCCUACCUGAGGUGUCAUGGUGGUGAGCUCCCCUUUCUUUUUGGCAACUUCCCCGAUGCGGGGAUAGCCUUUCGCGAUACCUCCAAUGACCUCGACUUUGUCCGGCUGGCAAUCGACGUGUGGACCAGCUUCGCCCGCACGUCCAAUCCGACGCCAAGCGUCGAGUACCUGCGCACGCGCGGGUAUGCGUCUACGCUGCGGGCGUUUGAUCGGAGUGGGGAGUGGGGGAUGGCGAACAAGGGGAGGGGAAAGGUGAUGCGAUUGGAUGUUCAGCCGAAAGUGGGGGAGAUGGUGAGGCGAGAGCAGUGUGAGACGUUGGGGCUGGGGAUCGAUGCGUAG